Gossypium raimondii (Peruvian cotton) is the source of this 1477-nucleotide messenger RNA. Its product is annotated as bifunctional nuclease 2. The record is from RefSeq and is a predicted model, not a curated record. Gene Ontology annotation, molecular function: nuclease activity. The transcript has 9 exons. Lineage: Eukaryota; Viridiplantae; Streptophyta; Magnoliopsida; Malvales; Malvaceae. Gene Ontology annotation, cellular component: VCB complex; nucleus. Bases 91 to 1035 code for a protein of 314 amino acids. Gene Ontology annotation, biological process: protein ubiquitination.
AAGAAAAGAAAAAGAAACAAAAUCUCCUAAUCGAAGAAACUCAUUUCUUUUCUCAGUAUCCUAUCGCUAUCUCUCCCCGUUUCCCACAUAAUGCUUGGUGCUCAGCUUUACGUCCGUACAAUCGCCACUGUUUCGAUUUCCUCCUACCAAUACACUGCUGCUUCUCCUUAUCCAACCGCUUCCUCCUCCUGCCUCCGCUCCUCCUCCUUGUGUUCGCAUUUUACGACGAAACGCCGCCGCCCUUCUCCUAAACCCGUCGUCGUUUCUUGCCACUCCGCCUAUGGUAGCUUCCGCCCCCAACCUAGUAAUGGCGACAAUCGAGAUCAUCAGUUUCUCGAAGCUUCUCUUCUCGUCUCAGAAACUAUUUUACACUACCGGAUGUGGAGGCAUGGAUUUCAACAGGACGUAAAAGGAGUGUUUCCCAUGUCCAGAGCUAAAAUUACUUCAAUAGGACAGGCCUUUCUCAGUCGCUUUCCCAGUCCAACUAUUUUUCUUAAGAUUCCUUGUGAUGGGGAGUUCUUGCUACCCAUUGUUGUAGGGGAGUUCUCUGUGGAAAAACUCAUAGCUGCCUUUUGGGGAGAUGAUAAAGGGGAUACCCCUGAUCAGUUCCAGCUUGUUAAUAAUGUUGUGGAGAAGCUCGGAUAUGAAGUUAAAAUGGUGAGAAUUACAGAAAGAGUUGUCAAUACUUACUUUGCGAAAUUGUAUUUGAGCAAGCCAGGGGAAAAUGAUGUCAUAAUUGUGGAUGCACGACCCUCAGAUGCCAUAAAUGUGGCUAACAGAUGCAAGGCUCCAAUAUAUGUGAACAAACAAAUUGUCUUGGCAGAUGCUAUUAGAAUUGGCUACGGGAUGGGCAGAGUGCGUGACAAAAAGUCUACUUAUGAUGUAUCUCUUGACAGUGCUGCAGAUGGUCCUGAUUUACUAUUAGAGGAGCUGGAUCUGGUGAGGAAUAUGGAUUUAGCUGUCAAAGAAGAAAGAUACACUGAUGCAGCAAAGUUAAGAGAGAAAUUAAUGAAGCUACGCGAUCAUGGCCAGUAACUGUUUACUGAUGUAUCCACGGUUGUACACUCAUUGGUGGUGGUUGGCUUGCUUGUGAUCGAAUUCUUUUUGCAUUUUUAUGUUGUUAGUUCUGGUGUUUCAGUUAAUGCUCAAAAUGCUGUAGUUUGUAGAGCUUGAGGAAGGUGCGAGGCUCGAGACUCAUUACUCUGAGAGUGGAACCUUCACUGUUCUAGUUAAGCCUGAGGAGUCAUUCCUGGAAGUGGAAUGGAUGCAUAAUCAUGUUUUACAAACUAUAGUAAAUAAUGUACAUAUUCAAUUUAGAAAUGUUGCCUAUAAGAUUAGGGGUAACUAGGACAGUGCAUAUCCAUGAUCACGAAGGUUAUAAAUAUUCUAAUUAUACAUGGAGCUGCCUACCAUUGACUUUCUUUGUACUUUGUGAUGAUAUGACGUAUAGUAGAAAAGGAUAUGAUGUUUUUCACCA